Molecule: messenger RNA, 3093 nt
Organism: Trypanosoma brucei brucei TREU927
Lineage: Eukaryota; Euglenozoa; Kinetoplastea; Trypanosomatida; Trypanosomatidae
Product: protein kinase, putative
Exons: 1
Coding region: 1-3093 (1030 amino acids)
Biological process (GO): protein phosphorylation
Molecular function (GO): ATP binding; protein kinase activity
Source: RefSeq, a predicted model, not a curated record
AUGAAUGCCUUGGAUGAGCUUAACGCGCGACUAGGCAUUGGGCAGUCGCGGCCGAAACUCCCCGUAGCGCUCGUUGGUUCUGGCUACGAGGCUGAGCGCUUGCUUGGUAAGGGUAGUUUCGGCAAUGCAUAUUUGGUACGCCACAAAGAGCGUGGCAAAAAUUAUGUAGUGAAACAUGUUAAUAUGUCCAACAUGACGUCGAGACAGAGGAAGGAUGCUCACCAGGAGAUUGUUGUGCUACAGCAACUCAACUACCCCAAUAUCAUCCGGUACGAGGAGUUCUUCGAAGAUUUUCCGCACCUUUACAUUGUCAUGGAGUAUGCUGAUGGUGGUGACGUUUACUCACACCUGAAGAACCUGAGGAAGAGCAUGUGGGCCCUUGGCAGUGGCCGUUGCGGCGGACUCACGGAGGAGCAAGUCAUUAGCUUGUUUGUUCAAACGACGAUGGCGGUGAAGUACAUGCACGAUCGCCGGCUUCUGCACCGCGACAUCAAGUCCCAAAAUGUAUUCCUUACACAGAAUCACGUGGUCAAGCUCGGAGACUUUGGUAUUAGCACGGUUCUGAUGAGUACUGUUGCUAUGGCAAAGACCAUGUGCGGCACCCCGUGCUAUUUCUCACCAGAGUUGUGUCUAGGGAAGCCAUAUAACAACAAGUCCGACGUGUGGGCGCUCGGUGUGCUCCUGUACGAGUUGUGCACGACUGGUAGGUUGCCGUUCGAAGCGAACACUAUGAACAGAUUAAUGGACGAGAUAUGUAAACGCGAGCCCCGACGUAUUCCGUCGAGUUUUUCAGAUGAGCUGUGGCAACUUAUCCUGUGGAUGCUACAAAAAGACCCGAAGCAACGCCCAGAUGCUGAUCAAAUACUGCGCACUCCCGUUUUGGUGAGGGCUAUCCCCAGCGUGGUGAAGAAAAUGAGCGAGUUAGAUACAAGCUACGAAAGUGAGUACAAAUGCGUCCUUACACCUGGCGCUAAGCCUCCAUCGCCUAUAAAAAAUCGGCUCAGCCUUAUUCCAUCGAAGUUUCCCGCACCGCAGAAGGGAGAGAGGCUAGCGGGUGGUGUGGCCGGUGCCGGUGCAGCUGGAGCAACUCCAUGUGGAGUCAGUGGUGCACGUUCUGGAGUGGGGAUGUUAGGGCAUGUGGAUUUGUUCCGUAGGCGUAACGGCGACUAUCCCUUUAUUCGCGUAGGAGAGGAAUUGCCAAAACCAAAGAUGUGUAGUCCCGCUAAUUCCCCGGUGUCGCCCAGCCGAUUGCCAGCUGCAAGGAAGAUGCCACCGCAGGUGUCGCCGUUACUGAAAGCUGAGGAACCGCCCCCACGGCAGCCGGCCCGCCAACUGCCGCUCGCCUACGGGAUGAAGAAUGGCCGAACCCCUCUUCAGGGUGAAUCGUACGAAAACAGAGACGAGCCGAACGUGAAGACAGAUGAGAAACCUACCCCCAUAGAGAAUGAGCAUGAAAAAAAUAUUGUCAAGAAGAUGGAGUACCCAUCGCCGGCACAACAACGCCUGCAGCUAAAACAUUCCUUCGGUAGAACACCACUUCAGGAGUUGUUUCUUCUUUACGACGCAAAUAAGAAGCGUAUAAUAGAGCGGAGAGAGCGGCGGGCGAAUGCCGAAGACGAUGGAGCCAAGAAUGCUAAUGCCACUCCGAAAGAGAAUCCUCCCGCAGCACUUCCGGUGGUUCGCAACCCUUCUGUUAAACCCAACGCGGAACACGAUAGGGAUGAAAAGAUCUAUGGAAAGGAGCCUAUUCACAUCCCACCACUGAAAGUUGAAUUUAGGGAAGUAGCUGCAGCGGAAAGGAAGGAGUUGCCAGCGGUAGAGAGGGGCGCAGCGGCAGCGGCUGCUGCUGCUGCUGGUGGUGGUGGUGGUGGUGCUAGUGGGGGACAAAAAGACAAUGUCUUCCGCGGCAACCAACAACAACACUCGCGGUGUGCCGAUACGACUGCCGCUAAAGUUGUAGACGAGCUUAGAGGGGAUCUUGCGCGUGUACUGAAAGAAAUGGCGGAACACUUUGAGCAUGUCCAAGCGGCAACGAACGGCAGCGAAAACACACGCAAUCCCUCCGUCACACGUUCUCCGUCCGUUCUCUCCAAUUCCCCGGCGCCAGAUAAUCCGCGUGAUGCAGAGAAUACCGGUGGUGAGGGGGAGGUGGGACAAGACUUCUCGGACGCCCUCGGCACAACACUUGAUGUACAGGAGUUACGGCGCAAACCGGUAUCACCUGCCGAGGUCCCCGCUGAGGUUGCAAAGGGGUACGGAAUAGACGAGCGCAUUCCGCUAUUCAUCGAACAAUACGAGGCCGCCCUUCCAGGGAGAAAUAUAGUGGCACCCCAUGUGUUGGCAGAUGCUGCCCGAAAAGGAGGUAAGGAGGACGGAAACGACACUAACAAGGACGCGGUGGGGGUGAAAGGCAUACCGAAUAGCCCAGCAGUGGUGUCUUCUCAUUCUCCCAAGGUUACUUCCCCAAGUACUGCAAAGGAAAAGGGGGCGGACGACCUUGUGGACCCGCUGUUCACAGGUGGUUGCUUGUGUAACUCUGUAAAUUUUGUGGGACACAUAUCUUAUAUAUUCGGUAGUUUUGUCUGCAACUGUACGGUGUGCCUGCGCUUUUCUGGGUCGGUGAGUGGCGUGGAAUGGAUGCACCUUCCCGACAUACCGUUUGAAGUGCUUUUCACCGGCAAGCGGAACCAUGGCGGCGGGGCUUUUGGCGCUUCACCCACUUCUUCUCCAGUUGCUGGCGCUGGUGUCGCAGCGGCUCAGGCACUUUCAAACUUAGGGGAGUCACCGCCGGUGCGAAGAGCAUUACAAGGUACCAAAGAAGGAGGAGAUGGGGCCAGCGCCUCUGAGGUGAGGCUUCCGCAAAAUUUAACGGAAUAUGCUGUGGAACUACCAAUGUUGAGCGAUGACGGCGCAAUGGUAGAUAUGACCUAUAAGUUGUACUCUUGUAGCAAAUGCGGGUCAAGUAUUGCGAUGGAACAUGGCAACAUUGAGGGCAGCGUUGUAGCGAAGGCAGCACUAUCGGCUGAAAGUCUUGCACUUCUGGAGUUGUUCCAGCAAACUGUGCCUCUUGAUGGUGGAGCUACGGCACAGUGA